Messenger RNA from Gregarina niphandrodes, 2544 nucleotides. RefSeq lists its product as hypothetical. Bases 1 to 2544 code for a protein of 847 amino acids. The transcript has a single exon. The record is from RefSeq and is a predicted model, not a curated record. Lineage: Eukaryota; Apicomplexa; Conoidasida; Eugregarinorida; Gregarinidae.
AUGCCAGAGGACAAGGAAGAACUGUUCCAACAAGGCGCUACAGCUAACCCCACGUAUCUUAUAGCUGAUGUGGGCACUGCAGAGUUGCCAAGUCCUAAAGAGCUGAAAACAAAUACUGGGGAUGACUCCGUCGCGUGUGGCAAUGCAGAUACGUACUACGGCAAUAAUCAUAAUGGUCAUGUAGACGAGACUAAUGCAGCAAACCCAACAGACAGGGCUGACGAUCCAACUCAUGGGGUAUACCCAACUGGGAUGGAAGAAGAACCUGUUACCCGUAAUGUAGAGGAUCGGGUCGCAAGCGAUGGAGACUCUGCGAAUGGUUCCGUAUCGAGCACGUUCCGGGUAGAUUCCGUUCAGACCAAAAAAGGUCAUAAUAGCCGAACAGUGAGCGGUACGUGCGCGGACUUGGCUAGUUUAUUUCGUAUGUCCACGGGUGCUCGGUCAGGUAUAAGUGGCCUGCCAGAUGAAGCAGAAAGGGUCGUGGAUUUGUCGGACGCAAUUCGCACCAGCGACGUUGCUUUGUUUCAUGUGCAAUUGGACGGGGUGUGCAUAGUUCGUUCUGUGGCUGGCAUUGAUGAGGUGUUCUCUGCUGUGUUGCGACAGGUGUCAGAGAGAGAGUUGUCAGGGGGACAUGCGUCGUUUGGGCCUUUGAAUACGCAGGGUGUCUGGAGGAGUUUGAUGGGCGAUGUAGAGACCGUGUUGGAGCAGCUGACUACGGCGGAGAAGGAGGCUGCCAAAACGUGUGCGAAACUGCGUUGUCAGGAAGAGCAUGCGGUCUCCGAAGAACGGUGGGAAGAGGCUGCGGAAUUGAGCAGGGCUUGCACGGAAGCCAAGCUAUCUGCCUCCGCCAUCUCCUUCAAAAGACAGCACACCAUCCUCGAGCUUGCAGAACGCUUUGCGGCGCUCUUUCCCGACGGUAUCGCACAACUCCGGGAAUGCCUGACCACGUAUCUCCGACAGCUCGCAUUCAUUUGCAACGCGAUUGGAAGCAUCAGCUUCUCCAAAGAUGACCGAGACGACAUCAACAAACGAAAGGACCAAUAUGCAGUGCAACUCGCUUCUAUCAAUCUACAACUCCAAGCCUUAGAGGAUAGCUUCAAUGUGGAGAAAUGCGCGAAAGCUGAGCCAAUUAAACAACACCAUAAUGUCGUCGGCGAGGAUGGGGAGUGUGCAACUGCCAGCGAGCAGUAUGCUUUAUCCGAGUCGGGGGGUGCUGUAGAGCAGUCUGGUAUCGCAACGGCAGACAUAUCAGUUUCGCAUGAAUCAGGUCUUGAAGGUCUGCUGGAGUCGGUGAGGGAGGAGAAGAGAAUUUUUGUAGAGGAGCGUGACAUAUUGUUUACUGAAAUUACCCGCAUGAAAGCGGAGUUGAUUACCCGCGAGAAUGAGCUCAAAGUAGCCUGCCGGCACAUCGAUCAAGCUGAUGAAAAUAUACGGGAGAUUGAAUCUAGAUUGGCUACCGCACACGAAGAGAAGAGAGUACGGGAAUCCCAUCGACAAAACCUACUUAGUGAGAAGGAAGUUGUAGAACACAAUCUCUUUACCCUUGACCACCUAGACCUGGCUAAUGACCAAUUAGUUCGGGAAAGAUUAAAAAAGGUUGCGGAGAUGCUGGAGUCAGAAGCGAUGAAUGUUUCGUUGGCUGCUUCUAUUUCAAUCGAUGACAUUCUACGUAGCAAUGACCGCCGGCCCCAAGAUGUGACUGAGCCUCAAGAUUUGGACGAUAAAUCAGGAGAGCGAAAGCACGAUGCCGGAGAGUCAGAGCAGGAGGCCGGAGAGCGAGAGCAAGAGACACGGGGAGAGGGUGAUCCGGCUCUAUCUGAGACCUUAGCUUCCUUGCUCAGGCGGCUUAAAGAAGGUAUUUCGAAACAUGAGAAUUUGUUUGGUGCUCUGCUUACGGAACAGGGAAUGACGAGGAGAUUCUUGCUAAAUGGUGAGAACGGCAGUGGGGACGGAACGGAAGUCCUUGGAGUUGGAAGCGAGGGUUGGCGGUCACUGUACGGUGGUUUGGGAUGGGUGCAGGGGCUGCAGGAGGAUGUAGUGUUGCGUCGCGCUGUCCACUGUCGCGAGGCACUGUUGAAACUAUUCAAUCGGAAAGCGGAGCUGGAAGUGAAGGUGCAAAGGGCGGCUAACGACUUGGAAGCAUUGGAUCAGACCAAGCAAGAGGCUGCGUCGGCCCGCAAUUACGGGCUGGCGGCGUCGAAGGCUCAAGAGGCGAAGACUCUCAAGACCCACCUUAACGAACUUAAAGUCCACGAAAAACAGCUAAGCCAGGAACUUGCACAGGCCUCGGCCGCCUCUGAUCUAUACGAACAAGUGAGCACAUUAACUUUCGUGUCAGAAAUAUGCCUCGACAUGUACCGACUCAUACAGUCAGCAGGCACCUACUUGAGAACACACGACCGAACACUCGUGGAACAACUUCGCACACACACGCACGAGCUUGGGGCAGCAGAAGUCAAAUUCCUUCAACUCGCUAUCAGCAAACUUCAGCCAACCUACUGUCCGACCAAGGACCCAGAUUGCCCCAACAACGAAGAGUCUUAA